AGCAGAGAAUUUCAGGUCUCAAUCCAGAUAAGAGACGAAAAAAAAGGAAAAUGAAGAAGACAUUUGUUUGUGAUGAAUCAAUGAUCAUCACCAUUCCCAUUGGGAGUCUGAGGGAUGCCAGAGAGGGUCAACUGAUGCCCGAGAAAUUUCAGUGUGUGUACAGAGAUUCCUACAAGGUCUUUGUUUUGAAGGGGAAACCCAAACCUCUUGGAGCAGCCCAGGCCAUUGCUGGUGUGUUCAUCCUCACUCUCGGUCUGAUUUUCACUCAGACAGAAGACUUCACCAGGUUCUACACCCUACCCAGUGCUGUGUUUGUGGUCUGUGGUAUGCUGUCCUAUGCUGCUGGACAAUCUCCAAACAUUCAUGUGACAAAGCUGUCAUUCUCUCUGAACAUCGUCAGCUUCUUCUGGUCAAUUGCAGCAGUUUGUCUCUGUGCAGUCAAGUUCCAUGUUUCAUUAGAAGAUAGCCCGCACAGUGCUGAGGUCCAUGAAGGAAUCAAGGGACUGAUUAUGACUCUGCUGGUUGUUGAAAAGUUAAUAGCCAUUGUCUUGAUCUACUGGCUGAGCAAAGCUGUAUGCAGAGAACAUUUCAACACUUUGCCCAUCAUACUGCUGAAACAGGGAGACUGAAGGCUUUAAAGGCUUGAUGGAGCGCAACAAACCAACGUUCAACUGUCUAUUUACAUGGUACUUUUAAAUUCCUCUUUACAUCAGAAGUGUAAAACAGUCUAUCAAUGUCAUAUAUACUCCUGAAUAUAUAGCAUGCAAAGAAUGUGAAAUUGAUGCUUGUUUUCAUUUGAAAAAUACGCCAACAGCCGAUUGCACAUGAAUGAGCCACUUCUUGGAUGUAGAUUAGCUGUUAUUUUGUUUGUGUACAUAUUGCAAUGUUUAAUACUUUUAUAACAGUGUGCCAUAAAUAAAAGAAGAAGUGUUGGUAUUUCUGUAGUCCAAAAUUACCUUUAAACCUAAAGUCCUGGAUAAUGUUGCACUGUCUCUACUCCUGGAAGUCAGAUCAUAUUUUAAAUUUCUUGUAUUGUAAUCAUUGUUUGCUUUUAUUCAGUAAAGGUGCAUACAGGUGCAUCGGAAAAAAACUUCAGCAGGUCAAGAAAGAAAAAAGAUUGCCGCACACUUUUGCCAAACUUGCAAAAUAUUUAAUGGGACAGGGCAGCUACGUUUCGGUCAUUACAACCUUCGUCAGGCAGAGCUGCCACUCUGCAAAACAGAUAAAAUAUUUACUGGGACAGGGCAGCUAUGUUUCGGUCAUUACAACCUUCGUCAGUGUGCGGAAUUCUUUUUUCUUUCUUGAUUUGCAUAAAAUCAUAAAAUAUGAUUUAAGUAAAAUGUUUAAGUGUAUUCUGUUCUCUGUGAAUCACUUUGUAACUCUGUGUUGGGCAAA
Molecule: messenger RNA, 1395 nt
Organism: Epinephelus lanceolatus (giant grouper)
Lineage: Eukaryota; Metazoa; Chordata; Actinopteri; Perciformes; Serranidae
Cellular component (GO): membrane
Source: RefSeq, a predicted model, not a curated record